This is a messenger RNA of Heterobilharzia americana, 846 nucleotides long. Lineage: Eukaryota; Metazoa; Platyhelminthes; Trematoda; Strigeidida; Schistosomatidae. The record is from the annotation of a GenBank genome assembly.
AUGAAUAAUAAUAAUUUAUUGAAUGGAAAUCAUUUAAUUGAUAAGUAUAAUUUAGAAAUUAGUAAAAAAUCUACAUCAUUAUCACCUUCACUACUAUUCUCCUUAUCAACAUCUUUGUCAACACAAACAAACAGAACUGAAGAGAAAGAAGGUGUAAUAGGAAAAAUAGACAAUUUAGAAGAUGAUCGAAGGAAUCGAGAUGAUGUAUUAGAUAGUAUAAUGCAAAAUUCCACUAUUGAAUCAACAUUGAAUACUGGAUUAAUGCCUGAAGUAUUUAUGAAUUAUUACAAUGCUUCAGUUAGAUUAUCAACAUCUGCCUAUCCACCGCAACAACAACAACGAGAAGGGAUUAAAUUAAAAUGCUUGACUACACCUAAUAAUAGCUUAUCGACACCAACAACACCGAGUAGAAGUUAUCAACUUAUAUGUCGUAAUGGAGUACAAAGUUAUGCUUUAGUAACAGAAAAGUCGAAUACACUUUCAAUUUCACCUGAAAAUAUUGAUUAUAUCGAUCGAAAUUCAGAAAUGUCUACAUGCCAUCAUGGUAAUGCUACUACUAUUACUACUACUACUAUUACUACACAAUCAUCAAAUUGUUGUCCGUCUAAUAUUGUUAAUUUAGAUAGAUUGUGUAACGAUAGACAAUCUGUUUAUCCAGAUAAUCUGGUUAACCAACAUCAUCCUGAUACUGUGAUAUCUGGUUGUCUACCGAUAUCAUAUGAACCAUUGAAUUACUCAGGUGUAGAAAAUACUCAGUCUUCUAUUGAUACGCAUAUUCUACCAAUUCAUCAAUAUCAUGGUAGUAGCCCCCAAAUAAUAUUGUUACUACUAGCCUUAAUCCUGUGA